Molecule: messenger RNA, 2196 nt
Organism: Daldinia decipiens
Lineage: Eukaryota; Fungi; Ascomycota; Sordariomycetes; Xylariales; Hypoxylaceae
Product: MBOAT-domain-containing protein
Exons: 5
Coding region: 212-2080 (622 amino acids)
Biological process (GO): GPI anchor biosynthetic process
Cellular component (GO): endoplasmic reticulum
Source: RefSeq, a predicted model, not a curated record
CCCGUAGACCCACCCAUCUACAGGUCCCCGAAAUUCGUAUCGUCAAUUUUAUACUUGAUGCAUAACUCAUAACUUCAUUCCGUGAUGCCUACGAAUGUGCAUCGUCGACAUUGCAAGUUUUGAUUCCUGAUUCCUGAUUCCUGAUUCCUUUCAUGUCUCUUUGUUAUUAGCUUGUACUGCUUCAGGCGUAUCUGCCUGAACAUUGCCCACCAUGGGUGUCAUUUCUUUUGCACGUUCAAUGUACACUCACGAUACCCUCGACACUCGCUUUACGAACCCAUCCUCGACGCCUUACAAGACUGUUAUAGAAGAGCGAGACGACGUGGUGGCUAGCAAAGAACGGGCGGCAGAAUUGAAGAGCCGGGGGAAUCCAUCACGAUGGAACACACCGGAAUAUUAUGUAUACCGCUUCCUCCUCUGUUUUAUCAUACCGUACAUGUUCUGGGCGUGCUAUGAUGCUUCAAGACCCGAGGAACCCAAAUAUCAAAGAUACGAGCAACUGCUCUCGCCAGGGUGGAUUCCCGGGCGCAAAAUCGAUACCUCGGAUCCGCAAUACGGUACUUUUCGGAGUAAUAUCCCGUAUAUGGUGGCGCUUCUCAUUUUCCAUCCCCUUCUUCGCCGAGUAUACAAUGCGGUCGUAUACCCAAUAAAAUCGAUAGGGCAGUCGGCGCGACCGACGCUAGAAGAAGCAGACCAGAGGUUGAAUCAGCGAGCUUCGUUCGACUUCGCCUUUGCGCUGAUAUACCUCGUUGCGCUACACGGGAUCUCAGCCUUGAAGAUCCUUUUUAUCCUCCAUCUGAAUUACCAACUUGCAACGACGUUACCCCGGAAAUAUAUACCGGCUGCGUCGUGGAUCUUCAACGUCGGCAUUCUCUUUGUCAAUGAAAUAUUCAAGGGAUUCAGAUUUGGUGAUCUUGCUGAACUAAUCGCUGGUCCUGCUGACACACUUUCGCUUCUCGACAAUGGACUGGUUUCGUGGGGUCAAUGGCUCGACAGCUACGGUGGGCUCAUGAGUCGAUGGGAGAUUCUAUUUAACAUCACUAUCUUGCGACUGAUUAGUUUCAACUUAGACUACUACUGGUGUUUGGAUCGUAGAAGUUAUAGCCCGAUCGAGAAACAAGUCGACCCGUCUUCCCUGAGCGAACGAGACCGUAUAUCUAUCCCGGCACAGGAAAAAGACUUCUCGUUUAGGAACUACGUUGCAUACGCCAUCUACGCCCCUCUGUACCUGACGGGUCCGAUAAUCACCUUCAAUGACUUCAUAUCGCAGUUGCGGUAUAAGUCCGCCAGCAUCGAGACGGCGCGCACGAUACGUUAUGGGGUGCGCCUCGCUCUGACCCUGCUUGCAAUGGAGGUGAUCUUGCACUAUAACUACGUUCAAGCCAUCUCAAAAGCAAACCCCGUGUGGAGCGAGUACACAGCGUCGCAGCUUAGCCUGCUUAGCUAUUUCAAUUUGCAUCUGAUCUGGCUUAAGCUGCUUUUGCCGUGGCGAUUCUUCCGGCUCUGGUCUCUUGUCGACGGCGUAGACCCGCCCGAAAACAUGAUUCGCUGCGUUAGCAACAACUGGAGCACGCUCGCCUUCUGGCGCAGCUGGCAUCGUAGCUUCUACCGCUGGUCUCUUCGAUAUAUAUACGUGCCACUCGGAGGGUCAAGCUUCCGCACCCCUCGCGACACCGCCCGGUCACUGCUCACGUACGUCCUCGUCUUCACAUUCGUUGCUCUCUGGCACGAUAUUGAGAUGAAUCUACUGAUCUGGGGUUGGCUCAUCGUCUUGUUCAUGAUACCCGAGAUGGCGGCCGGAUUUCUUUUCCCAAAACGCGCCUGGGAGAACAGACCUAGAACUUAUCGCAUACUCUGCUGUUUCGGAGCUGUAGGAAACAUUUUCAUGAUGAUGACGGCAAAUCUGGUUGGAUUUGCCGUCGGCGUAGACGGGCUGAAGAGUAUCAUCGCGGGUAUUUUUAAAGACUUUUCUGGGUUCACAUUCCUCAUCACCAGUUGUAUGGCAUUCUUUGUCACCGUCAAUAUAAUGUUCGAGAUUAGAGAGUCAGAGAUGAGGCAAGGAAUCAACCUAAGAUGUUAAUCUCGUAUUUUCGUGAUUGGUAUAAUCGGUUGCAAUCCAUUGUUAUCUCGGCCUUGUAGUGAUACUCAUAGAUAGAAGGAAGAUAAAACUUAUUAGUAAAUUAAAUUUCGACUCAA